Messenger RNA from Paramacrobiotus metropolitanus, 2283 nucleotides. RefSeq lists its product as uncharacterized. NCBI's taxonomy places the organism in Eukaryota, Metazoa, Tardigrada, Eutardigrada, Parachela, Macrobiotidae. The transcript has 14 exons. The record is from RefSeq and is a predicted model, not a curated record. The coding region runs from base 159 to 2216 and encodes 685 amino acids.
GCUUUAAUACGGGUGAAGUGCACUCUGAGGGAUAACGUCCACUGUUUCAUGGUAUUUACUUUUUUUGCUGUCUAGCGGCCAUAGCACAAGUCACAGUAUACGUAUAUGCAUAAGGUGGCUAUCGGCCUACCACUAACAGCAGCCCCUGGAAAUCCACGAUGCAGGAGAUGCAGUUAUCUUUUGCCACAGCUCUGUCCAUCUUCAUCGGUUGCAUGAUCAUCGAGGCUAGCCUCAGCACAACCCUUUCCGAACCGGAGAUUGACAACUUUAUCGACGACUUCCCAUCCAAUCUGUUAGGACAUUUCGGCAACCGCAAUGAUAAAGUUAACCAUGUGCGCGCUUUGUCGCGCUUGAAUUUGGAACUUCCGACCGGCACGGACCUCCGCACCGGGAAUGCCAUUAGUUUCGAAGCCAUCGGGAAGAACUAUCAGUAUUGCGUGUGGUUCCAUAAUGCCUUUCAAACUGAUAGGAAAAGUCUGUGCUUUCCCUUUCAACUAAAUACUUACACGCUUCAUCGAUUUGAACAGCAUAAACUACAGAUAAUUUUCUUUCGGACAAACGAAACAGUUCAGGCCAUUAUCCGCAACUCCACGGCAAACUCCGAAUUAAUGAUUGCCUUCAAACCGAGUCCGCAAGGUGUCCUUGUGAGUUUUAACGGACAACGCGAAAGGCUGUACCGACGAACCAUCCAUCCGUUUUUCUUUGGGACAUUCCGGUUAGAUACUGCUGAAACUAAGCUUGCCACUGCUCUGCUGCGAACAAUCGGCCUCAGCGAAAUCGGGACGAACUCCAGUUUUAUCACGUCAUUGUCCUUCAUCCAGGGUCCUUUUCACCGAGACAACCAAUUCGCCAUCCGGUGUCACACAGUGGAACCGUUCUCAUACCAGGAAAUCGAACUGACAGUCCAAGCGAGCAACGCCAGCACUUUCCGUGAUGUGCAUUUUGCUACUGCUACGCAGUUCAGAGCGGUAGAACUGCUUUUCGAAGAUCGUCACACGAAGCUGAGCAUUAUUUAUUUGAUCAACGAACAUGGUAAUCGAAUUACUCAGAAACUAAAAAUGCAUGGCACAGGAGCUAGUCUGCUUUUGGAAGAACCCAUAGAGUUUUCGGGAGAUUUCCCAUCCGCUAACGUUUCGCUGGAUUCCCGGGAAGUGAAUUUAUUCUACGAGAGAGCACCGUCUUGGUUUUAUUACGGUACAUACGAGGAAGACGCGCCCAGAGAAUUGUCGGAAAACAUGUUUUUGACUUUGUACAACUUGGAUCAUCUGGACUGGAAAAAGUAUUCCAAUGAAUCGGCGAACUGCACGGCUGAUUGGCGACAAAGGGGAGAAACGCGACGAAUGCGCAUUGCACAGGAUUCUGCAGCCGAUAUCUUCCAAGAGGGUUCUUGCGAUUCGACAAUGAUCUCUGUGCCGCUCAUCGACUCCGCAAUGCGUUCAUUCGGAACCACAGACGAAAAAUUUGAUUCCAUGGAGUCGUCUGUAAAAUACGAGAACGCCUUACCGGAACCGGAUGUUCAGCUGGUAUUCAGCUAUCGCACUAAGCCAAAUGAAUGGUAUGCCUCGAAAGCCAGGUACGGCUUCAAAUUGUUGCCGGCUUUCCAAGACCCGCUGUCGGGACUGAAAGUGACAUACACCCGGCUGGACAACAACAAGAACACAUAUGAGCGUCGACAGCAAAUGACAAUUCUCCGGUUCCGUCGCAUUUUAUCGCAUUUGAUUACGGGCCGAUUCACUUUGGAUGGCGCCAGUUCCGCCAUUGGGGUGAACGGGUCGAAAUCUGAGCAAGACAGGAAGUCUUCACCUCCUUCAUUUAUCAUUGAGAUAGUUCAGUUGGCAGAAAACGAGUUCCGCUGGAUUGGCCGCGACAAUGAAGUUAUUCGCUGUAACAUGACCUUCAGUUUGAAUAAACACUUUCACAUCGGAGAGGAUAACAUUAAGACAUAUUGGCACUAUGCCGAAAUGGGUGAGAAGGUCGUGGUGAAGCCAUACAGGGACGACAGCGAUAGCACGAUGAGAGAGCUGCAGGUUUCCCUAAAUCCAGAAGAGCCGCACGUGUCACCGCUCACUCUGCGUAUACCAUCGCUCACUAUGAUCUUUUCCUCUUUUUCUACGACUGCUCGCGCAGGUGGUUUUGCGUCGUGCGCAAAACGCUGUUGCGAACACAGUAAAUGCGUGAGAAUUCCUGGGAAGCAGCUGAAAAUAUUGCUUUGUUAAUGUUACUGUUACACUAUCAGUGAGCAGCAACAAUAAUUACUGUAAAACAAUAAAAUUACUGCAUAAA